CGUCGCGACUUGACUGUAUUAAUUUAAACAAUUUAAGUUAUUUUCGGCUGAUUGUGGCGCUUAAUGGUGUAAACGUUUUUAAAUGUGCUGCAAACAGAAUGCGCAAUGAGCACAACAUGCACACGCUCUUUGUAUUUGAUUAGGCACAUACUUGGGCCUUCAGCUCUUGCUCGAUUUCUCGACAUUGCUCUGCAUUAACAGAAUUUACGCAAUGGACAUGCAAGCUGGACGCACUGUGCCCGACGGCGGCUGGGGCUGGGUUGUGGUCGCCGCUGUGGCUGUUAUUAAUAUGACCAAUCAGUCCAUAUUGUCGGUGUUUGGACUGCUUUUUGAGAGCCAACUGCGCAUGCAUGAGGACACAUUCACCGCCGCACUUAUAACCAAUUUGAAUAGCUUGGCCUUGAACUUCUCGGGCUUGUUUAUUGGACCGGCCAUCAAGAGUUUUAAGCCACGCAAUGUCGCUGCGACUGGCUGCCUGUUGGUGUCCCUGGGCUUGACUCUUUGCUCGUUUGCCACGCAGAGCUGGCACUUUAUAGUUGGCUACAGCUUGUUUGUCGGCUUUGGAUUGGGCUUGAUUUCACCAUCCACUUUUAUGGCCAUUAAUUCCUACUUCAGUAGCAAACGCGGACGCGCCGUUGGUGUCUCUUUGGCGGGCGCUGGCGUGGGUCAAGUCUUUAUUCCUCAUAUGGUGCGUUAUUUCCUGGAUAACUAUGGCUUUCGUGGUGCUGUGCUCGCUAUGGCCGCUCUAUCGUUGACCGGGCUGUUCGGUGCCAUGUUUCUCAGACCGCUCAAUCCACCUGCCAAACAUAACAAUCGCAAGCAUCUGAAGCUGACGUUGGAUAAGGAGGACAAGAAUCAAUCCUGUGCCCUGCAGGCAAUCGUUGUACAGCCUGCCCAGAAUAAUGGCACGGCAAAAUCCACGGAAUUGCCAGAGGACAUGUCGGUGUGCAGCAGAAUGGGCCAUCGCUUGGCGCAGGCCAUGGACUUGGAGCUACUUAAGGACGCCGUAUUCUGGAGCAUUAUUGUGGGCAUGGCACUGGUCUAUACGGCCACAAUUAACUUCACGAUGGUCUUCCCCAACUUCCUAAAGCACACAGCUGGCUUCGACAGCAAAGUGGUCGCCACAUGCAUGUCGGUUGUGGCUGGUGCCGACAUUGUCUUCCGCCUGCUGCUGCCCUGCAUUACUGAUCGACUGAGAAUACCCUAUCGUGUAGUGUUCUUACUGGGCACAGCGGGUUUGCUGAUUGCUCGCCUUCUGCUGGCUGAAACGACCAGUUUUCCCACGAUUAUUGCCAUGUCCGUGCAAAUAGGCAUGACCAAAUCGGCUACCGUGAUUAACAAUAAUCUAACAAUAUCGGCGUAUUGUCGUUCCGAGAAGCUGGCCGGUGGUCUAGGUCUUAGCAUGAUAUCAAAGGGUAUAAUUGUAAUAAUAGUUGGUCAGCUACUUGGCUGGGUACGCGAUUAUUCCAAUUCGUAUGUCGUCUGCUUGUAUGCACAGAGUGUGGUGCUGUUUCUGGUCGUGGUAGUGUGGACCCCAGAGAUAUAUUAUCGCUAUAGAAUGCAGAAACGAAACUUGACCAAGUCUAUGGAGACUACUUAUAUGUCACCGGAACAGGCGGAACCGUUGACGUUGCGCUCAUAAGCAAGCCAGAGAUAUAUUAUCGCUACAGAAUGGAGAAACGCGACUUGUCCAAGUCUAUGGAGACUACUCACAUGUCACCGAAACUGGCGGAACCAUUGAAUUUGUGCUCAUUAGCACGAAAAUUUGUAUUAGUGGACAUAAUUAUAAUAAUGUGAUAAUUAUGCGUUGUGACCAAAUGCGCUAGAUUUAAGUUUAACUUAUUUAUUAUCAUCCAGUGUUUAAGAACAUAACUUUUGUACUGCCGUAACGAAAUGAUAUACAAAAAACUACUUUUAAUAUGAA
Molecule: messenger RNA, 1924 nt
Organism: Drosophila montana
Lineage: Eukaryota; Metazoa; Arthropoda; Insecta; Diptera; Drosophilidae
Product: monocarboxylate transporter 13
Exons: 4
Coding region: 212-1642 (476 amino acids)
Biological process (GO): transmembrane transport
Cellular component (GO): membrane
Molecular function (GO): monocarboxylic acid transmembrane transporter activity
Source: RefSeq, a predicted model, not a curated record